GGAGAACUAAGGAACGACGCAGAUCUGCUCUUCGCAUCUGCAGCCUGGUGCCCACUGCACCCAGUGACCAGAGCGCCAAAUCUGAUCAGAUAGGUCUUUUGGACACAUGAUCUCCUGAGAGUUGAGGAGUUAGCUAGAGCUUGUUAGAGACUGAAGGGCUCCUUUCUGGUGUGCAGAAGAGAAGGUGUAUGAGGUGGCCAGGUGCCUGAGAUGGCCUCCUUUCUAAAGGCUGGGGGCGUGUUCUUGGUCCUACUGUGCUUCCUGUGCAAGCUACUUGUGCAAAGCGAGAACCCUUCCAGGCGGGGAUUCAUGGAGCUGCACCACCUAAAUCCAAGCAAAGAAUUCAGUGAAUAUAAUUGCGAUGUCCUCAUGAAAGAAAAAGCUCUGAAAUCCAGGAUCUUCCAUGUGUUCAUUUAUAUAUCAUGGUUCAGAGUUGAGCAUAUGUGUAUUAGUGGCAACUGGAAAGAUCGAUACAAAAAUUCGUAUGUUUGGGCUCAGAUGCCCAUUAAAGUCCUCAAGUGUCAUCUGGACAGUUCCAGAAAUCACUAUAGAGAGAACAGGAGCUACAACUAUGUUCAAUUCCAUUGUAAUGUGGAUGGUUAUGUUGAUAGCAUAGAAGACAUGAAGAUUCUACAGCCAAUCUUUUUCUAGAAAGUCAACCUCCUCCCAGGUUUGGGGAGAGUAUUGAGUGGUCCUCACUUGUUGAGCCCUCCUUACGAUGGCUACUGCUGCCUCCUUUGUACUAGUGUGUCAAUGUUUUCCAAUCACUUAGAGUUGUGCAUCACAUAGAUUCUUGCUAUUAAAAUUUUGCUUAUGUUGU
This is a messenger RNA of Nannospalax galili (Upper Galilee mountains blind mole rat), 820 nucleotides long. Its product is annotated as epididymal secretory protein E3-beta. The coding region runs from base 211 to 651 and encodes 146 amino acids. The transcript is spliced from 3 exons. The record is from RefSeq and is a predicted model, not a curated record. NCBI's taxonomy places the organism in Eukaryota, Metazoa, Chordata, Mammalia, Rodentia, Spalacidae.